Molecule: messenger RNA, 1038 nt
Organism: Gossypium raimondii (Peruvian cotton)
Lineage: Eukaryota; Viridiplantae; Streptophyta; Magnoliopsida; Malvales; Malvaceae
Product: protein COFACTOR ASSEMBLY OF COMPLEX C SUBUNIT B CCB1, chloroplastic
Exons: 4
Coding region: 42-857 (271 amino acids)
Source: RefSeq, a predicted model, not a curated record
CAAGUGGCUGAGAUAAUACCUCUUGUGCUUUUGGGAGGAUAAUGGCAACAAAGAUCCUAUCCCCACAUCCACACGCUAUCUACUCCUUCACCCUCCCUUCCAAGUUCACCAGCACACACACCUACCACCUACACCAGCCAUGGCUAGGUCGGGUCUCAACCCCUUCCAGAUCCCAAAGACAUCAUCUUCGUCGGCUGUCCUUGCAGCAAACCAUUGUGUCUUCUUCUGCUCUUAUGGACCAUCUCCAACAUUACCAACAAAACCCAGAUUCCAUGUUUUUUCUUGCAGAGGCUGCUGGCUAUUCAUUGUCUAGCUACUACACUUCUCUUGGUCUCUUUGUCAUCUCUGUUCCUGGCCUUUGGUCCCUCAUUAAACGCUCAGUUAAAUCCAAGAUAGUGCAGAAGACAUUCAUAGGGGAAGGAGCUGAGAAGAAGGCACCAAAUCAAGUUGCUGCAGAGAUUUUAUCUUUCUUCACUCGCAACAAUUUUGUGGUCACCGAUAGGGGAGAGACUAUCACGUUCGAGGGGAUGAUGGUUCCCAGCCGAGGACAAGCAGCACUGUUGACAUUCUGCACCUGCAUCAGCCUUGCAAGCGUUGCCCUUGUGCUCACCAUAACUUUUCCAGAUGUUGGAAAUAACUGGUUCUGGAUCACUGUUCUAAGUCCAUUGGCAGGAGCUUAUUACUGGAAGCGGGCAUCGAGAAAGGAGCAGAUCAAAGUUAAAAUGCUGGUUACUGAUGAUGGGACUGUGAAUGAGAUUGUUGUUCAAGGGGAUGACCAGCAAGUAGAUCAAAUGAGAAAAGAACUCAAGCUCAGUGAAAAAGGCAUGGUUUAUGUAAAGGGCCUAUUCGAGAGAUGACAAGAUAUGUGAUAUUGCAGAUUUUGACAGUUCAUUGAGAUGCACUCCACCUGCCUAUAUGUAUGCUUUAGCCAUAAAUUUAGGCUUCUGGGAGUAGACUGUCAUCUGUGUUACUUCACCUGCAAAUUUUGUUACAAUCUAUCUAUAAAUUAAAAGGUUGAAUUGUGUUGUAUACUGCAAA